Messenger RNA from Sardina pilchardus (European sardine), 4507 nucleotides. RefSeq names its product integrator complex subunit 6 like (gene ints6l). NCBI's taxonomy places the organism in Eukaryota, Metazoa, Chordata, Actinopteri, Clupeiformes, Clupeidae. Gene Ontology annotation, biological process: snRNA 3'-end processing. The record is from RefSeq and is a predicted model, not a curated record. The transcript is spliced from 18 exons. Gene Ontology annotation, cellular component: integrator complex. Bases 195 to 2885 code for a protein of 896 amino acids.
CCUCAGCAGUGCUCAGUAAAGACAGAUAGAGAGUCAGGCGGCUGCAAGGGGUGGCAGUACGACCCUCUUUUGGGGGGGUCUGAUUAUAACAAAAAUAUAUACACACAUAUAUGCAUGCCCGGGCCGCUAGCUAGCUCAUAUGACGAUCAUAGGUCUUUUUAGUAAGCAUAUAGCUUAAUAUCUAUACAUUUAAAAUGCCUAUUUUACUUUUCCUGAUAGACACGUCCGCCUCUAUGAAUCAGCGCACUUAUUUGGGUACGACGUAUCUGGACAUUGCUAAAGGCGCGGUUGAGAUCUUUAUGAAGCUGCGUGCCCGAGACCCGGCUAGUAGAGGCGACAGGUACAUGCUAGUUACAUUUGAUGAUCCACCAUACGGAGUUAAGGCGGGAUGGAGAGAGAACCACGCCACGUUCAUGAGCGAGCUGAAGAACCUGCAGGCGUCUGGGCUCACCACCAUGGGUCAGGCCCUGCGCUCCGCCUUCGACCUGCUCAACCUCAACAGGCUGGCGUCUGGCAUCGACAACUACGGCCAGGGCCGUAAUCCUUUCUUCCUGGAGCCAGCGGUGAUCAUCACAAUCACAGAUGGGAACAAACUGACGCACAGCUCAGGUGUAUCUGACGAGCUGCACCUCCCUCUGAACUCGCCGCUCCCGGGCAGUGAGCUGACCAAGGAGCCGUUCCGCUGGGACCAGCGCCUCUUCGCUCUGGUCCUCCGUAUGCCCGGUGCCGCCAUGCCGGAGAACGAGCAGCUGGGCAGCGUCCCCACCGAUGAGUCGGCCAUUACGCAGAUGUGUGAAGUUACUGGAGGCCGUUCCUACUGUGUUCGCACUCAGAGAAUGCUCAACCAGUGUCUGGAGUCUCUGGUGCAGAAGGUUCUGAGCGGUGUGGUGAUUAAUUUUGAGAAGACGGGGCCGGACCCCCCUAUGCUGGGAGAAGAUGGGCAGGUUGAUCCGACCCGGUCCGUGUCGUCCUUCAGUCCACAGCCCUGGCACAGCUGCCACAAGCUCAUCUACGUGCGUCCCAAUCCCAAGACGGGGGUGCCCGUGGGCCACUGGCCCAUCCCCGAGUCCUUCUGGCCCGACCAGAACUCGCCCACUCUGCCGCCCCGCUCUGCCCACCCGGUGGUGCGCUUCUCCUGCGUGGACUGUGAGCCCAUGGUGAUCGACAAGCUGCCCUUCGACAAGUACGAGCUGGAGCCCUCGCCCCUCACGCAGUACAUCCUGGAGAGGAAGUCACCGCACAUGUGCUGGCAGGUGUUUGUGAACUGCAGUGGGAAGCACAGCGAGCUGGCUCACCCGUUUGGUUACCUGAAAGCGAGCACCACGCUCACCUGUGUCAACCUCUUCGUCAUGCCUUACAACUACCCUGUCCUGUUGCCUCUGCUUGACGACCUGUUUAAAGUGCACAAGCUGAAGCCAAACCUAAAAUGGCGACAGGCCUUUGAGAUCUACCUGAAGUCCAUGCCACCAUAUUUCCUACUGCCCUUGAAGAAGGCACUGAGGAUGAUGGGAGCUCCGAAUCUAAUCUCCGACAACAUGGACUGUGGCCUGAGCUACAGCGUCAUCUCCUACCUGAAGAAGCUCAGCCAACAGGCCAAAAUCGAGUCAGACCGUCUGAUUGCGUCUGUGGGCAAGAAGCCCCCUCAGGAAACGGGCAUCAAGGUGAAGAACCACUCCAGUGCCCUGUCGCUGGCGCACCGCCGGGACUUCAAGCAGCUGCUCCAGGGGAUCACCGGGGAGAUGCCGCUACGGCUCGCCGACAUCAACUUCAAAGAGUUCGCUGGCUUCCAGAUCGCACUGCUCAACAAGGAUCUGAAGCCCCAGGCCUAUCGGAAUGCCUAUGACAUUCCAAGACGGAACCUUCUGGAUCAGGUGACCCGCAUGCGCUCCAACCUUCUGAGGACAACCCAGAAGCUCAUUAGGGGACAGGAUGAAGACUACCUGCACAGCAUCCCAGUGGGCCAGAUGGGCAACUAUCAGGAGUACCUGAAGAUGAUGCCCUCGCCGCUGCGGGAGAUCGACCCUGACCAGCCCAAGCGCCUGCACACGUUUGGGAACCCCUUCAAGCAGGAUAAGAAGGGCAUGAUGAUCGACGAGGCCGACGAGUUUGUGACGGGCCCCCAAAACAAGAAGCGGGGCAACUCGGGGGACCCCAACUCGGGCGCGGCCCCCAAGCGGCGGAGGAGCAUGUCGCCGCUACUGCGGCGGCCGCAGACUCCGCCCAUCAUCACCAACCACGUGGUGAACAAAGGAGCGCCCGGAGCCCAGGGCCAGCAGGGCCUCAUCAAGCCAAUCCCACUGCUCAAAGGAGUGGAGGGGAAUAGUGUCCUAGGAACAGAGAGCAAUGGAGACCGAGGACCAGGUACAGAGGCCAAUGACGGCUGGCCUGGAGGGGUGGAUGGCAGUCCUGCAGGCAUCUCAUUGGAUGAGAGGGAAGGGGGAGGCCUGAGUGACAGCAGCGAGGACCAGUCCGGGAUGGACGAGUGUCUCAGCGAGGACGGCCUGGACGAGAGGCCGUUGGACGGCCAGGAGAACUGCGAGGGCCUGAGUCCUCCCGGCCAGGAGGGGGUGACCGACGGGACCGUAGGGGAGAGCACCCCCGGGACGGUCAUCAUGAUCCCACUGGAGGGCAGCAACGCCGAGCUGCGCUCACGGGUCAUCAAGGAGGUCCGCAAGCCUGGUCGCAACUAUGAGACUAUCUUCAGACUACUGGAGGAGGUGAAAGGGCCGGUGUCUGUGCAGAGGUACUUCAUCCACCACGCCAUCAAAGAGGCUGCCAGGUUUAAGAAGCGGGUGCUGAUCCAGCAGCUGGAGACGGCUCUGGAGGAGAUGGAGGAGAAGCAGAUGCUGCCGCAGAGGGUCAACAACAACAUCCACGGCAGAUAGUGUCACCACCUGUCCCCACUGACCGCAGACAAAGAGAAAGAAGAGAUGGAAAGAUACACACACACGCACGCAAAACAGAAGGCACGGGAAGAGAGAGAAGGGGCCACACCGACACACACACACACACACACACGCACGCACACACACACACACACACACACACACACACACACACACACACACACACACACACACACACACACACACACACACACACACACACACACACACACACACACACACACACACACACACCAACUGACCCUGAUGAGGAGAAAAGACUGACCAAUCAGCAGCUCCCUCAGGGCACAGCUGAGCCCAAGGAAAGGGGAGACAUGGGAUAUGGGAGACACAGGAGGAUGACAAGAUCCAGAUUUUUUUUUUUUUUUUUUUUUUUUUAAGACAAAGGUCACGCUAGUUUGAGUGUUCUUUUUUUUGGAAAGGGGGGGGGGCUGUUCUGAAAGUCAUGAGACAUUAAAUCAAGACUCACAGCUACUGUAGUCUGUUUCUGAACCAGCUGACCACGCCGACACCGCAUCUACAGAUACACGGACAAAAAACACACACUCCAGAGAGUAAGCAUGAUGCGCAGUGUCUGCGAAGCUUCUAAGAAGCCACGGGUCAGGGCUGGAGAUUUUUGUUACAUGAAGCGUAACCUUCAUGCAGGUGAAAGAUUGGAAAUGUCAGAAUGCCAGAUGUAGUGUAGUACGAUUCCUGUCGUUUUUAAACAAGCCACAGGUUUAUAGACCAAGGGGUAACUAUUGGCCACCCAACAGCUGAUGUGUUCUACACCACUACACAGCAAUAAUCAGAAUGGCAUCAUUUGCUGAGGGAGUUCAACUUAACUUCCUGAAUUGACACCACUUGAAAUUCAGUGUGGCUGCAAGCUUACAAAGUAGGGGGAGCAACUAGCUGGUUCAAUUAACAAUCUGAGGCCCACAUGAAAAGUCUACCUCAGUCUGAAAUGUGGAGUUCACUUUUCUGUGCUCUGGGAUAGGGUGUGAUUGAUCCUGCACGUACAAAUGUCUAUUGAUGAAAGUGGAGGACGUUAAUAUGGCCGUUGCUUGUCGACAACCUCCUCACAUGCAAGCAGUCCUUUAAGCAAUAGUCUCUGAAGAACACUGGCUCUACAAUGAGGUUCAGCACUUAAAACAGGCUGGUAGAUGUCCAUGAGGACUAGGAGGGGGUGGGGGGGUGGGGGGCACGUGUUUGGUUAAGGCCUGGCCCACGUUGUGUUCGGGUCCACAGAACUUUCAUUGUCCUGCCUCAGAAAGUGUGUGGUGGUCCAAAAUCUCUGCAGCCCCAUCAUACGUCACCUGUUCCUUGUGGGGUAGCUGCAAAGGCCUUCAUUUGGCAGUUCAGAGUAACUUGUUGGAGGCCAUCAUACAGUAAACUCCCAGUUGUUGUUCCUUGAGUUUGUUUUUUUGAAUAGCAGAUGUAUACUACUUUUAAAUGUUCAUAAAUAAAAUAUAGAUUAUUUUUGGAUGGUAUUCUUACCAGAACCUAAAAAUGAGAAUAUUUUAAAAGUUGUAUAAAACAUUUUGUAAACUGUUAUUAUAUAUAAAAAUCUGAAAAUUUUAUGAUUUUUUUAAGAAACAACAAAAUAAACAUGACAAAGUUCA